AGAAGCAGAGCUGCAUAGGUUUAACAGCCCGUGAGGCCACUGAGCACACACCUGCUUCAUCCCCCUCCCAGGGCUGUGUCUACUCUGCCCUCCUCCAACCUGAGCAGCCUUCCUGGGAAGAUGGCACCAGUGCUGAUUCUCCUGGCCUUUCUUCUGCCCCUUGGAGCUCAUGCAGAGGAGAUCAUCGGGGGCCAUGAGGUCACACCCCACUCCCGCCCAUACAUGGCAUUUGUUAGGUCUCUUAAAGAAGAUGGGAAUAGGAGUCGCUGUGGAGGCUUCCUGGUGCAAGACAACUUUGUGCUGACAGCUGCUCACUGCUGGGGAAGCUCUCUAUGCAGCUCCAUGAGAGUCACACUGGGAGCCCACAACAUCAAGGCACACGAGCAGUCUCAGCAGAUCAUCCGUGUGGCAAAAGCCAUUCCCCACCCUAAAUAUAAUUCUGAGAACAAGAUCAAUGACAUCAUGCUGUUAAAGCUGGAGAGAAAGGCCAAGAGAAGUAAAGCUGUGAAGCUCCUCAAGUUUCCCAGGGCCAAUGCCCGGGUGAGGCCAGGGAAGAAGUGCCAUGUGCCUGGCUGGGGGGUGACAUCCUUCAAUGCUACUAAAGCAUCUGAUCUCCUACAAGAGGCUGAACUGAACAUUCAGGUGGACUAUCAAUGCCAGAAACACUUCCUUCACUAUUCAGAGACAACACAGAUAUGUGUUGGAGACCCCCGAAAAGUACAACUGGCUUUCAAGGGUGACUCUGGGGGACCCCUUGUGUGUGACAACAGAGCCUACGGAGUUUGUGCUCGUGUUAACAAGGACACCACUCUAGACGUCGUCACUAAAAUCUCCUCCUUCCUGCCGUGGAUACGCAGAAACAUGAAGCUCCCCUAGCAGGUGUUAAACCACCUGUGAUGACCAGCUUUUCUGGCCACAGACAACAACCACAUGGAGUGGGCAGUAAAGGCUGAAAAAUGUUAAUAAAUAAACCCCUGA
Messenger RNA from Acomys russatus (golden spiny mouse), 978 nucleotides. RefSeq names its product granzyme E-like. Gene Ontology annotation, molecular function: serine-type endopeptidase activity. The record is from RefSeq and is a predicted model, not a curated record. The transcript is spliced from 5 exons. Gene Ontology annotation, biological process: proteolysis. The coding region runs from base 121 to 876 and encodes 251 amino acids. Gene Ontology annotation, cellular component: intracellular membrane-bounded organelle; cytoplasm. Lineage: Eukaryota; Metazoa; Chordata; Mammalia; Rodentia; Muridae.